This is a messenger RNA of Xenia sp. Carnegie-2017, 1328 nucleotides long. RefSeq names its product kinetochore protein mis18-like. NCBI's taxonomy places the organism in Eukaryota, Metazoa, Cnidaria, Anthozoa, Malacalcyonacea, Xeniidae. The record is from RefSeq and is a predicted model, not a curated record. The transcript is spliced from 5 exons. Gene Ontology annotation, cellular component: chromatin; nucleus; chromosome, centromeric region. The coding region runs from base 148 to 657 and encodes 169 amino acids. Gene Ontology annotation, biological process: chromosome segregation; CENP-A containing chromatin assembly.
UACUACACCAGACUACCGGUAUACAAUACCACAGGUAUAUGUCUCUAUUCUGUGAUAAUACUGGCAAUUGAUAAUGGAAACUGCUAAAAGAACAAAGACCAAGACCAUCGAAACAAACCAUUACAAAAAACCUACGUAUUCUAUUGCAUGUCAUGUCGAAAUAUAAUGGGAGAUAGUUUAAAUAUGGCAAAGAUGAACAAGAAUUUGAAAAGCGUGUCCAUGUUUGCGACGACGGAAUGCGUAUUUGUAACAGACAAGUAUGAAAUGUCGACGAAAGGAGAUGAUUUAGGAAGUUCAUAUUAUAUCCUGGAAUGCAAACACUGCGAGCAACCCAUUGGCAAAAUGUACAACUCGACACCAAAAGCACUCGACAGUUUAAGGGAUCUUUAUACAUUGGAUUGGAAUAAAAUCAAGACCUAUGAACUUGGAGUUUGCUCCAAUAAAAAAGUCAAAGUUGAUGAAACUAACCCUGAAAUGAUGGCAUAUUCUAUGAUGAUAUCUCUUAAUGAAACUGUGAAAUCUCAUGAAGCAAGAUUGCUUCAAUUGGAAUCGCUGAUUGAAGUGAUCGAGGAGGAUGAAAAUGAGAACAUGUCAGACGUAAAGUCCAAUUAUGAUGAUCAUCUAAAUCAAAGUGACAAGAAAAGAAAACUCCGAUAGAAAGAUGAUUAAUAUGACAGUCAUGCCAGAAAUUUGAUAAGAAAAUCAUGAAAAUUCGUAUUAGAGUUUUUUUAAGACUUCAGCAAGACACCGAGUGGAAUCCAUAAAUGCAUUGACAUUAGUCAAUUCAUGAAGUUUUGUUACGAAUUUAUUAAUGAACUUAUGAAAAAUAGGUUAAGUUUUGUUAUGAAUUCAUUUACAAAGGGAUGGCGGCAGAUUGAUAAUUGCAGGGGGCGGGCAGCUCGUUGAGCACAAAAACAAUUGCCUUCAUCAGAAACCAGCAAAGUAGAACAUACAUACAUGAAAAUUCAUGCCACACUGACACCCCCCCCCCCAAUUAUCAAUCUGCCACCGUCCUUGUUGCAGCUGUGUACAAAACGCUAUUUUGUUGGGUUUAAGUUUACUAAGUCACUUGCAAAAAGCUGUUUCAAAUAUUUGAUUUUUAAGAACUUAUUUCAGCACCCCCAAAAGCUAUGUUUUUGGGUUUUUAUAAACACUAUAUAUGUAGGGGGGGUGAAAAAUGCAUGAUCUUGCAUUAUAGUAAAUCCAAACAUAGAUGAACACUCAGGCUACGGUUAUUUGUACUUAUUUAAAUAUGUUCAAGUAUUAAACAACAAACUGUACAUUGUAUAUGUAUGCUAAAUAAAUUGUAUUAAAGUACACUUCAAGAA